Hemicordylus capensis (graceful crag lizard) is the source of this 19588-nucleotide messenger RNA. It is a transcript of the gene ADGRV1, whose product is annotated as adhesion G protein-coupled receptor V1. Gene Ontology annotation, cellular component: membrane. Gene Ontology annotation, molecular function: G protein-coupled receptor activity. The coding region runs from base 541 to 19257 and encodes 6238 amino acids. NCBI's taxonomy places the organism in Eukaryota, Metazoa, Chordata, Lepidosauria, Squamata, Cordylidae. Gene Ontology annotation, biological process: G protein-coupled receptor signaling pathway; negative regulation of adenylate cyclase activity; cell surface receptor signaling pathway. The transcript has 92 exons. The record is from RefSeq and is a predicted model, not a curated record.
CACCAUCUUUAUGAGAAUGUCACACAGAUUCUAGAGCUGGAGAAGUUACAUGAGUGUGAGUCCUCGCCAGCAGCUAGACACAGAAGGGAGGCGGUGCAGUUUUCCCGAGAGGCUUCAAAACACCUCACCUUUGGAUUCCCACCCAGUGGCAAGCCGGCCAUUUCUAGCGGUCCUGCUUGAGCCCCUUCUGAGUGGGUGGCCCCCUUGUCCCCUCCCAGCCGGCGAGGAGGAGGAGGCGGCGGCGGCGGCGGCAGGAGCAAGAGCCGAGAGAGGAGGAGAGUCCAGGAUGCAGCACGGCCAGGCGCCUGAGGGGGGCUGGCCAUGGGGGAGCGCAUAACGGGCGAGUGAGCGACAGGCGGCGAGCGGGCGGCUGGCUGGCUUGGCUGGCGGGUCCACGGGACGCGGAUGUCCACAUCCCCGGGUCUAGUGACUUAACUGUGACUGGCCCUUUCUCUGAACAAUUGUGGAAAUGCAUGCGCAUCCAGACUUGACUACUGCAGUGCUCUCUACAUCCAGUUCGGAAACUGCAGUUAGUACAGAAUGCAACAGCCAGGGAUGCCCUCUGCCUACUCACUAGUUACACUUCUUUUAGCAUUAUCUAUUGGUUUUGCCAUUGGAGAAUCAGAAGUAAAAUUCACUGGACAAACAGAAUUUGUAGUUAAUGAAACGACAACAACAGUUAUACGUCUUGUUAUUGAAAGGACAGGUGAACCAGUCAACGUCACAGCAAUUGUAUCGAUUCACGGUGAAAAUACAGGUGACUUUUUUGACACGUAUGCAGCAGCAUAUAUUUCUGAUGCAGAAACAAACCGAACUGUGUACAUUUCUGUGUGCGAUGAUGAUCUUCCAGAGGCUGAUGAGAGUUUCAUAUUUUAUUUGACAUUACAGAAGCCAUUUCCAGGAGUAAAGCUUGGAUAUCCCAGAGCUGUAACUGUAACCAUUUUAUCAAAUGACAAUGCCUUUGGAAUUAUUUCUUUCAAUAUGCCUGCCUUAAUAAUCUUGAAUGAGCCGAGAGGGAGGAAUGAAUCUAUGCCUCUCACUCUAAUUCGAGAGAAGGGGACCUAUGGGACUGUGACCGUGAUAUAUGAGGUAGAAGGUGGUCCAGAUUCUCCUGAGGAAGACUUGAGCCCAUCAAAAGGAAACAUCACCUUUUCUCCUGGCACAGCUGUAUUGAUUUAUAACUUAUUUAUUCUUGAUGACCAGAUACCAGAAAAUGAUGAAAUGUUUAUUAUUCAUCUGAGAAGUGUAGAAGGAGGAGCUGAAAUCAAUGCAUCAAGAAAAUCUGUUGAGAUUGUUAUUAAGAAAAAUGAUAGCCCAGUCCGAUUUUCUCAAAGUAUUUAUAUGGUGCAAGAAGAGGAUGAUAUACUUACAGUUCCAGUAUUUCGGGGUAAAGAUGACGAUGGAAACAUAAUUGGACCUGAUGAAUAUGAAGUCUCCAUCCACUAUAUCAUUGUAACUGGGAAUUCAACAGCACAUGCACAACUUAACUUAGACUUUCUAGAUCUACAGCCAAAUACGACUGUUGUUUUCCCACCUCUGGUACACGAAUGUUCCAUAAAAUUCAAAAUCCUUGAUGAUGCCAUACCAGAAAUUGCUGAGACAUUUCAUAUUAUGCUAAUUAAGGAUACCUUGCAAGGAGAUGCUGUUUUAACAAAGCCUUCCAUUGUCCAAGUUACUAUUAAGCCUAAUGAUAAACCCUAUGGAGUUCUAUCCAUAAACAGUGGCUUGUUCACACAGACAGUUGUUAUUGAUGAAGAUCAAAUGUUAAGGUAUGAAAGCAUCACAAUUGUAAGAAAUGGUGGAACACACGGAAAUGUUUCAGUUACAUGGAUUAUAACCCGCAACAAUAGUGAUACUUCACCUGUAACUGCAGACAUCAUUCCGGAUUCAGGAAUGCUACAUUUUGCUCAAGGGCAGAUGUUGGCAUCACUUCCCCUGACCAUUGUUAAUGAUGACCUUCCUGAAGAAGCAGAACCAUAUCUAUUCAGAAUUCUGGCUCACACAGUACAGGGGGGUGCAGAAGUCAGUGAACCAGCAGAGCUUUUGUUCUACAUUCAGGACAGUGAUGACGUUUAUGGUGUGAUUAAAUUCUACCCUUUGGAAAACCAGAGGAUAGAAAGCAGCCCAGAUGGGCGGUUUUUGUCCCUUAGCUUUGCAAGGCAAAGGGGAACUGUGGGAAAUGUGAGGCUAUUUUAUACUGCUCUGUAUAUUCCUGCUGGGCCAGUGGAUCCUGAACGAGCUAAAGAGCAUAUCCUAAACAUUUCUGGAAGAAGCACGCUCUACUUGCCAGAAGGAAAAACUGAAGAUAUUGUAAAAGUACCAAUAAGAAAUGAUGCAUUUCUUCAAAAUGGGGCCCAUUUCCUAACACAGCUGGAAAAAGUUGAACUGCUGAAUAUUGUUCCUCUAGUUCCAUCUAUAAGUCCUAGACUAGGUGAAAUCCAAAAUAUCUCUUUGAGAAUCACACCUGACAUUGCAAAUGGAGAAAUUGGCUUUAUCAGUAAUCUUCCAAUAAUUUUACAUGAGCCAGAAGAUUCUGUAUCUACAGAAGUUUCCAUUGCCUUGCAUCGAGAUGGAACUGAUGGAAAAGCUACUGUUUUCUGGAGCCUGAUACCUUCUGGCCUCAGUUCAAAAGCAGUAACUAUAGAUGACAUAAGUCCUUUAUCUGGAUUUGUUGUGUUUUUAUCUGGACAAAGUGACACAGCAAUCAACUUUACUGUCAAAGCUGAUGAUAUCCCCGAAAUGAAUGAGACACUGACGUUAUCAUUAGACAGAGUGAGUGUGGACAAUCAGAUCCUGAAAUCUGGUUAUACUAGCCGUGAACUGGUCAUUCUGGAAAAUGAUGAUCCUGGGGGAGUGUUUGAGUUUGCGUCAUCUUCCAGAGGCCCUUAUAAGAUAAAAGAAGGAGAGUCGGUUGAACUCCACAUCGUUCGCUUCAGAGGAGCCCUUAUCAAGCAGUUUCUACACUACACGGUAGAACCACGAGACAGCAAUGAGUUCUAUGGGAUCACAGGAAUACUGGAGUUUAAACCUGGGGAAAAGGAAAUUAAAGUUACAUUGCUAACAAGGAUGGAUGGGAUUCCAGAGUUGGAUGAAUUUUACUCAGUGGUACUAACUAGCCACGGUGAGCUGCCAAGUAAGCUGGGAAAUGCCACAAGAGUAAACAUAACCAUUCUGAAGAAUGACGAUCCUCAUGGAAUAAUCCAGUUUGUUGAAGAUGGACUGACAAUAACUAUAAAUGAAAGCAAAGGGGGAGACAUCUAUGCUGCAGUGUUCAAAAUUAUAAGAAACCAAGGAACCUUUGGCAAUGUGACUGUGUCUUGGGUAAUUCACCCGGUUUCUACAAAAGACAUCUACCCAGAGCAAGGAACAAUUUUCUUUGAAAACGAGGAAUUUUCAAAAAAUAUCACCAUUUAUUCAUUGCCUGAUGAGGUACCUGAAGAAAUGGAGCUAUUCACCAUUAAUCUUUUUAAUGCUACAGGAGGUGCUAUAAUGGGAAAUAUAACCACUGCAGUAUUGCAGAUUAUAAAAAACGAUGAUCCCAUUUAUUUUGCAGAUCCUGUUGUUGUGAAGGUUGAAGAAGGUGGCAUGGCUAAUUUUGUAGUCAUAAGGAAUGGCUCUUAUGAUUAUUCUUCUUUGGUUUUGUAUGCUGCUGUUAACGGAGGAGCCAUUGCCGAAGAGGGAGAUUUCAUUUUUACUGAAAAGAGUGGAGUGCUUUUGUUUGGUACUGGGAUAAGAGAACAAAAUAUAUCUGUGUUUAUCAGCGAUGAUGAUAUCCCCGAGACAGAUGAGACUUUUUACAUCAUUCUCUUCAACUCCACAGGGGACACAGUAGUUUAUGGAUCUGGGAUGGCAACAGUAAUAAUUGAAGCCAAUGAUGACCCAAAUGGCAUUUUCUCAAUGGAACCUCAUAGCAAAGCAGUGGAAGAAGGCAAGACUAAUACUUUUUUGAUUCUGAGGCACAGAGGCUACUUUGGCAAUGUUUCCUUGGCCUGGCAGCUGUUAGAGAAUGAUUCUGCUUUGAACCCGGGAGAAGAAUUCUAUGAAGUCUCUGGGGCUGUGUGGUUCAUUGAUGGUGAAAGGUCAAAGCCUAUAACUCUCCAUGCCAUUGCUGAUAAAAUUCCUGAAUUCAAUGAGUUUUACAAGCUAAAGCUGGUGAAUGCUUCAGGUGGAUCUCCAGGUCCUGGUGGACACUUAGCUGAAACCAACCUUGCAGUAACAGUGACGAUCCCAUUUAAUGAUGACCCAUUUGGAGUCUUCAUCCUAGAUCUGGAGAGCCAGGACAGAGAGAUAGCAGAAGAUGUUCUGUCUGAAGACGACAUGUCCUACAUUACCAACUUUACGAUAUGGAGACAGCAGGGAACUUUUGGAGAUGUCCGAAUUGGUUGGGAAAUAGUAUCCAGCACGUUCAAAGAUGGGUUACCCCUGAUGAUUGACUGCUUACUGCUUGGGAAGUUUUCACAUUCAGUGCAGUUGCAGCCUCACAUGCGACGUCAUCACACUGGAACAGAUGCUUUGUAUUUUAGUGGUAAAGAAGAUGCAUUUGGGAUUAUUGAGCCUGAGUUCCACAUCAGUAAGAACAGGACACUUGCCAACUUCACAUUUUCAGCAUGGGUGAUUCCUAGUGCCAAGAGCAAUGGAUUUAUAAUAGCAAAGGACAAUGGUAAUGGAACACUUUAUUAUGGAAUGAAAAUCCACACAAAUGAAUCUCAUGUUUCUGUAAGGCUUUAUUACACACCGCUGCAAAGUAAUGUAACAUAUGUGGCUAGGAUCACAGUCAUGAAAUACUUAGAGGAAAAUACUUGGCUCCAUCUUUUGAUUACAGUGGAUGAUGGCAUAAUUGAGUUUUUCAUUGAUGGAAAUCCAGUGCCCGGAGGUAUUAAGAGUCUCAAAGGAGAAGCAAUUGCUGAUGGACCAGGAAUAAUGAGAGUGGGUGCUGGCAUGAAUGGCAGCGAUAGAUACACAGGGCUGAUGCAAGAUGUGAGACUUUAUGAACAGAAAUUGACUAAGGAAGAGAUCUAUGAACUUCAUGUUACUCCAGCAAGGACUGAUUUGCACCCCAUCUCUGGUUACUUAGAAUAUCGACAGGGAGAAACCAAUAAGUCAUUCAUUGUUUCUGCCAGAGAUGACAAAGAGGAAGAAGGAGAGGAGCUGUUCAUCCUUAAACUUGUUUCUGUUCGUGGGGGAGCACGAAUUUCACAAGAAAAUACAACUGUAGCAUUAAGAAUUCAGAAGAGUGAUAAUGCCAAUGGUCUGUUUGGUUUCACAGGAGCUUGUAUUCCUGAGGUGUCUGAUGAAGGUUCCACUGUGUCUUGUGUAGUGGAGCGCACCAGGGGAGCCCUGGACUAUGUUUUUGUACAUUACAGUAUUACUCAGAUUGAUUCUGAUGGCAGCAGUUACCCGGUGGCUGAUUUUGCUAAUGCUAGUGGGAUGAUCAUAUUCCUUCCUUUGCAGAGAUCAGAGGUUUUGAAUUUGUUUGUUCUUGAUGAUGAUAUUCCUGAGCUGAUGGAAUAUUUCCAGUUGACUUUAGUAUCUGCUGUUUCUGGAGAUGGAAAAAUAGGUUCAACUCCAACUAGUGGAGCAAGCAUAGAUCGAGAGAAGGAAACUAACUCUAUCACCAUCAAAGCCAGUGACCACCCUUAUGGGUUGCUACAGUUCUCAGUGGGACAGCCUCCAGCAGAUAGUGAUGAAAUCGUUCUACCAGCCACCACUGCACCCCACAUUUCAGUCAAGGAAGAAGUAGGACACAUCAGGUUGCUUGUUGUUCGAGCACAAGGGCUACUUGGAAGGGUACUGGUGCGAUACAAAACAGUUUCACUGACAGCAUUCAGUCCUCAAGAUUAUCAGGGCAUUUCAGGCGCGUUGGAAUUUCUGCCAGGAGAAAGAUACAAGUACAUUAUAGUUAACAUUACAGAUAAUUCUAUCCCUGAACUUGAAAAGGCUUUUAAAGUAGAGUUGCUGAACCCAGAAGGAACAGUUGCUGGACUCUUUAGUGAUGGCAGUGGUAGUGGUGAUGGGAACUUGGACUUCUUCCUUCCUGCUGUCCAUCAGCAUGCCACCUUGGGAAUAGCAUCUCACAUCAUAGUGACUAUUGAAGCCUCUGAUGAUGCUCAUGGAGUUUUUGAGUUCAGCAUCGAAUCCCUCUCUAUCAAUGGAACUGAACCUGAGGAUGGAGAUGGAACAGUAACACUUGAGGUUGUCAGAAAUCAAGGUGCCUUGUCCCAAGUGACUUUGCAUUGGCUAAUAGUGCCUGAUGAUACUGAAGAUCUGCUAGCUACUUCUGGCAACAUAACUUUCAAUAUAAAGCAAAGAAGAGCAAAUAUCAUGGUACCAAUCUUGCCUGAUGAAACUCCAGAGCUAGACAAGAUGUUUUCAAUUUGGCUCAUCAACGUCUCAUGUGGACGUCUUGGAGUUCACCUGAAUGCUACAUUAACUAUUCUUGCGAACGAUGACCCCUAUGGGCUUUUGAUUUUCUCUGCGAAAAACAGGCCCAUCAAAGUUGAGGAAGAAACCAGGAAUAUCACCCUUACAAUAGUAAGGUUAAAAGGUCUCUUGGGAGUAGUCAUGGUUACAUACAGAACAAUGGGUGAUGAGGAUAAGUCACCCUAUUUGCCUUCAGACAUUGCUAGAGCAACAUGCAAACAAGACUAUCUGCCUGUUUCAGGAUCUGUAAUCUUUGUAGCCAAUGAAGAUGAGGCUAUUAUAGAGCUCCCUAUUCUGGAUGACAGUGAACCAGAGAGAUCAGAAUCUCUGUUUGUGGAGCUGCUUGAUGUUACUUUGGUAGAAGGAGUCCAGCGUCGACCAAUUUCAGAUUCUCCCCGUCUUGGACCUAAGGGUGACACAAUUGCUCACGUAAUUAUCAAUGCCAAUGAUGAUGCUUUUGGAACACUGCAGCUCUCAGCACCCGCUGUACGAGUAGCUGAAAAUUACUUUGGACCCAUAAUCAACGUCACAAGAACUGGAGGGUUGUUUUCCGAUGUUUCAGUGAAAUUUAAAGCAAUGCCAAUAACUGCAAUUGCUGGUGAAGACUACAGUGUAGCAUCAUCAGAUGUUGUCUUACUAGAAGGUGAGACCAGUAAAGCUGUGCCAAUUUAUAUCAUUAAUGAUAUCAACCCUGAGAUUGAAGAGUCCUUCCUUGUGCAGCUGCUCAAUCAGACAACAGGGGGAGCAUUGGUUGGAGGCCUGACUCGGGCAACUGUGACCAUUGAGGCUUCUGAUGACCCAUUUGGAUCUUUCGAUACCAAUGAAGAGAUAAAACUCUCAAUGUUGCUAGCCUUCCAGAUCACAGAGGUCACUGUUGAAGAGCCUGAGUCUGACACAGCAAGAAUAGAUCUGCCAAUAAUCCGAAAUGCUGGAACACUUGGCAAUGUAACUGUUACAUGGAUUGCUACCACUAAUGGGCAACUUGCUACCAGUGAUUUGCAGGUUCCUUCGGGCAACAUUCAGUUUUUGCCUGGGGAAGCCAUGAAGAAGUUGACAUUGGAGAUCUUGGCUGAUGAUGAUCCAGAAAUCCAAGAGGUUAUCAGAGUGGAAUUAACUCAAGCCUCCAGUGGAGGUACUAUUGGAUCAGAUGGAGUAGCCAAUAUUAUAAUUCCUGCCAAUGAUAAACCAUAUGGCACAGUUUCCUUUCACCAACCCUUGUACCGAGUUCAGGAGCCAAUGGAAAGAAGUUCAGUUGCAAACAUAACGGUGAAGAGAAGUGGUGGAAGAUUUGGUGAUCUGCAGAUUUUCUACAGCACGUCUGAAAUUGAUGUUGUGGCUCUCGCAAUAGAGCAAGGCCUAGAUGUACUCUCCUACUAUGAAACUCCUGUGCAAGGAAUUCCUGACCAAGCUCAGAUGACUAGAGUGAAUGUUUCCUUAACAAGUGAUUCUCUCUACACAUGUGCAACUCUGUGCCUAAAAGAACAAGCAUGUUCAGCCUUUUCUUCUUCUAGUGCCUUUGGAAUUCCAUCAUGCUUUUGGGUGGCAUCUUGGAGUGGCCCUGUAACUAAUAACUCGAGAUUCUGGACUUACAAGAAAAACUUGACCACUGUAUCCUCGCUUUUUAGUACACAAGCAGUUGCUAGCAGUGACUAUGAGUCUGUAACAAGGCAAUGGGUAAUGUUGGCAGAAGGAGCAGAGUUUGCAAAUCUCACGGUCAUCAUACUCCCUGAUGAUUUUCCAGAAGUGGAUGAAAAGUUUGUCAUAUCUCUAUUAAAAGUUAAGCUGAUGAACAUCUCUGCCAGUAUUGAAAACCAGCCAACCAUAGGACAGCCAAAUACUUCUACAGUUGUCAUACUAAUGAAUGGGGAUGCUUUUGGUGUGUUUGUAAUCUACAGCAUCAGUCCCAACACAAGUGAGAAUGGUCUUUAUGUAGAAGUUCAAGAAUGGCCUCAAAACACCAUCCAGUUAAUGAUACAUAGGACAGAAGGUAGUCUGGGACAGGUGAUAGUGGAGUGGAGCAUCACUGGAGGCACAGCUACCCCACAUUUGGAUUUCAUAGGUGAAGGGGAGGUCCUGAUUUUUGCAGAAGGUGAAACAAAAAAGGGGAUUACAUUGACAAUUUUGGAUGACACUGAACCUGAGGAUAAUGAAAGCAUUAUCAUCAGUUUGACCCACACUGAAGGUGGCAGCCGUAUUCUGCCCAGCUCAGAUACUGUUACUGUGGUUAUUCUGGCCAAUGACAACGUCGCAGGAGUUAUUAGCUUUCAGACAGCCUCAAGAUCUGUUAUUGGUCAUGAAGGAGAACUAUUACAAUUCCACGUUGUAAGGACUGCACCAGGAGCUGGGAAUGUCACUGUUGAUUGGCAAAUCAUUGGUCAACAUCUGGAGCAAAACUUUGAAAAUGUUUCUGGGAUGUUUCUUUUAUUGGAGGGGUCACUGAAUGCAACAUUUUAUGUUCACCUGCUGGAUGACCAUAUACCUGAAGAAAAAGAAGAAUAUCAUAUAAUCUUGUAUAAUGUUAGAACUCAAGGGUUUACUUCUACUGGAGCUGCUGUCCUGGACAGCCAAGGUUAUGAAGCAGUUUUGACAGUAGAGGCUAGUGAUGAACCGCAUGGAAUUCUGAGUUUUGCUUCUUCAUCUAAAGUUGUUUUGGUUCAAGAGGGAAACAAAACCAUUCCGCUUUUCAUCAACAGAGAGUUUGGAUCCUUAGGUGUUGUCAAUGUCACCUAUGCAACAGUUCCUGGGCAGCUUGGUUUAAAGAAUCAGAUGGAAGGGAUUUUGGCUGAACCAGGAGUUGAUUACAUACCGGUGUCAGGAUCGUUGCUUUUAGAAGAAGGUGAAACAUCGGCCACCAUAAAUAUUACUGUUCUUGAGGAUGAUGAACCAGAAAUUCAGGAAUUCUUCCUGGUUAAUUUAACAUCUGUUGAACUCAUCAUACAUCCUUUGACAUCUUUUCCUCCGAGACUUGAUAUGACUGGUUUAAUUCAUUACAGACUUAAAGAUGUAGAUGGUUUGGCAGCACAGAUUAUCAUUGAUGCUAAUGAUGGAGCAAGAGGAGUAAUUGGCUGGCAAAACAUUAGUUUUGAAAUAAAUGAAAUGAAUGGAACUUUGACAUUAGUGGUAUUCCGGGACAGAGGAUCUUAUGGGAAUGUGUCCUUGUUCUUAUAUGCUCAGAAUCUGGAAGCACAGCAGGGAAUGGAUUUUAAUUUUACUUCAAGGACCCUUUCCUUUGCUGAUGGAGAAAGGUAUAAAUAUGUCAGUGUUAUGAUUUUUGACGAUGAGAUUCCUGAAGGGAAUGAGAGAUUCCAGUUAAUUUUAACAAACCCAUCCCUUGGACUGGAAUUAGGAGAAAACACAACAGCCACAGUUACCAUCCUUGUCAAUGAUGAUGGCCAUGGAGUUCUGUCCUUCAACAACAGUGAGCAUUUCUUUCUAAAAGAGCCGACAGCGCUCUAUUUGAUGGAAAGUGUUGCUGUGCUAACCAUUUUAAGGGAACCUCUUCAGGGAAUAUUUGGAACUGUGACCGUUCAAUAUCUUGUGAGAGAAAUAAAUUCUUCUGAAGCAUCUGUAGAUCUGACCCCAUCACAAGGCUAUAUUGUUCUAGAAGAGGGAGUCAGAUUCAAGACUCUGCAUAUUACUGCUGUACUAGAUCCUGAACCAGAAAUGGAUGAACAUUUCAUCAUUACUCUGUUCAAUCCAACUGGAGGAGCCAGACUAGGCACCAGAGUAGAAACUUUGAUCACAGUAAUGCAAAAUCAGGCCCCACUGGGACUUUUCAGUAUCUUUCCAGUUUCAAAUAGGACAAAUUCUGUUAUUGUUGAAGAAGCCAACACUACAGUCUACUUGAAAGUGUCCCGGAGUAAUGGAAUCAACACAUCAGUGAGUGUGGAAUGGGAAACAUUGUCUGAUACUGCAUUUGGAAUAAAGGGUGGAAUAAGUGUGUUGUCCGUUUCACAGAGUUUUGUGGAAGAACCAAUAUCCAGCUGGUGUUUCUUUACAUCAGGAGAAUCUGUAUAUGGCAUAUUGUUGCGAACAUAUCCAGCUAUACAUUCUUCAGUAUAUCAGUGGCGUGGAGUCUUUGUUCCUGUAGAGGAGUUUAUUAUUCAGAAUCCUCAACACUGUAUGGCAUUUCAGAUUGAUGGUUCCUCCUACCUAGUGAUUACUCAUGGUGGAACAAAAUCCCAGAGACCUUCUAGCAAUACUGUGUACUCCUUCACUCCUAGAUUCCAGUUGCUACAGAUACAGACCAUCUUGUUGCCAGAUACUAGUGUUAUGAAGUAUUUCGAUUUGGAUCAAAACCACUAUUUGGUUAUUGCAAGUUCUUUUGCUGAAUCUAAAUCUCUCCAGAUUUUCUUCUGGAACAAUGGCAUGUUUGAAUUCCAUCAUCAGCUUUCUGUGAAUGGAGUUUUAAGUGUCGAUGUUUUUCCCAGGGGAGGCUCUAUUUAUCUAGUAGUAGUUCCAUCAGUCUCCACCCAAGCCCCUCUUUUGUACCAGUGGUCAGACAACAAAUUUCGAACCUUUCAUGAAGUGCCAAUAUAUGGAAUAACGCAAGCUAAAGCCUUGACUUCGGGAUCUGAUGUCUACUUAAUUUUUGGAAAAGAGCUCAACAGUACAUGUGAAGUUUUUGUGUGGGAAACAGGCCAAUCUUCCUUCAGACAUUUUCAGUCUCUUUACAUCAGUGCUGUGAAUGAAAUCCACACCUUUCUCCCACCCUCAGGUUUAGUCCAUAUGCUGUUUGCCAGCAAGGAUAAAUCAGCUCUCUAUUCCUGGAAUUCAGAAAUAAAUCAGUUCUCUCCAGUGCUGGAAGCCCCUUCUGCCAAUCAUUUCACCACUAUCAAUGUAAGAUCACUUAAUUCCAACAGAAGUCUAAUCAUUCUGUCUGGAGAUUCCUGCUCCUAUAUUUAUGAGCUGACCUCAGUCUCCAACCAAUCGGAUUUUAUUCCUAGUUCAGGUGAACUGAUAUUUGAACCUGGAGACAGGGAAGUUGUGCUGGCAAUCAAUAUAUUUGAUGACACAAACCCAGAGGAAGAAGAAUUCUUUAGAGUACGGUUGAAAAAUCCAAAGGGUGGGGCAGAAAUCAGUGUUGAUGGUUUUGUUACCAUAAUUAUUCCCUCUAAUGACGAUGCUCAUGGAGUUAUUGCAUUUGCCCAGAAUUCUUUAUUUAAACAAGUAGAAGAAUUGGAAGAAGAUACUUUGAUCACCUUGAAUAUUGAACGCGUAAUAGGUACCUAUGGACGUGUUACAGUACAGUGGAUAGCCAAUGGGAGCGUUAGUGAUAUAUUUCCAACAUCAGGAGUGAUUACAUUUUCAGAAGGGCAAGCCUUAUCAACAAUCACCUUGACAGUCCUUGCAGAUGACAUUCCUGAAGUUGCAGAGAUGGUGACUAUAACUCUCACUCAUGCCAGCACUGUGGGUAUUCAGGAUCCCAAAAGAGGAGCAGCCAUUGACCCAAACCGAGCCAAAGCUGUCUUUACCAUUUUACCUAAUGACUCUCCUUAUGGUGUAGUGGGAUGGCACACAGAUUCCCUCUUUGUUAAAGUAGCCGAACCUGAUGAGAAACCCGCCAUUGUUACUUUACAUAUUAUCCGAGAACAAGGAUUUGUUGGUGAUAUCAGUGUUCAGUUGAUUCCCAAAGCUAUUUUUUCACUUCCUCUUGUCAAUCAAGCAAUGGAAAAGGAGGAUUAUACAUUAGAAAACAAGACCAUUAUUAUGGCAGACAACAUGACAAUAGUUUCUGUAACUGUAGCCAUUUUGCCGGAUGAUGUUCCAGAAUUACAAGAGGGAUUUUUAAUCAAUAUUAGCAGUGUUCAGUUGCUGGACUCUUCUCUCACUGGAGGGCAGCCAAGUGUGAAGAGAAUUGGCUUAGAAAUAGCCGAGAUAACGAUUGAUGAGAAUGAUGAUCCCAGAGGAAUAUUUGAUUUCAAUGCUACCAAGGAUAUAAGUGGAACAGUGUCUGGUUAUGAGGUACCUCCACCAGAGAAUGUUUUGAAGCUACCAGUUGUUCGAAAGGCGGGAAGGUUUGGAACUGUGAAUCUAUAUUGGAAAGCCACACCUGCCACUGCUAGCUUCGAAGAUUUUACACCAUCUUUUGGGAACCUCACGUUUGCAGAUGGACAGGCAGUAGGAGUGAUAGAGAUCACCAUCAUAGAUGAUGACAUUGCUGAAAUUCUAGAGAUGUUCAGUGUCACCUUACUCAGAGUGACGGGUGCUGCCAGAUUAGGGGAGGAUGUGCAGUUGACAGUCACUAUUCCAUCAAAUGACUCUCCUGUUGGAGUAUUUGGAUUUGAAGAAAAGCAUGUAACAAUAAAGGAGCCUCAGGCAGUUGAUGAUCCUGCUGCAAAUGCAUUCCUUACUGUAAGUCGGAGCAGAGGGGGGCAGGGAGAAGUUCGACUUAUUUGGAUUCUUGAGGAGGCAGCUAAAUAUGACCUCACUCCUCUCAAUGGAACUCUUCUCUUUGCUGAGACAGAAUCCCUGAAAACCAUAGUUUUGCAAGCAAUUCAAGAUGGUCUGUUGGAAGGUGAUGAAAGUUAUACAGUUCAACUAGUGUCUACUGAUAAUACAGAAAUAUCACCAAUAAAUGGUAUGGCAACCAUUACUAUAUUGGGAGAUCAAGGAGCUUCUGGGAUUGUUGGGAUAGCUUCAUCAACCACCCAUAUCCUGAUAGGCGAGCCUACAGGAAAGUAUAAUGGAACUGCUUUUAUUCGCCUAGUACGUGGGCCAGGGAUUUCUGGAGAGGUCACAGUCUUUUGGAAUAUUACACCCCCUGAUAAGAUGGAAUUUGCUGAGAUAUCAGGAUCUUUAAUCAUGAAAGACAAGCAAUCUGCUGCUGUUGUAAUAAUACAGGCUCUAGAUGAUGACCUUCCUGAGGAAAAGUGUCACUAUUAUUUUCAUCUAACUGAUAUCAGUGAUGGAGCAAUUGUGAAUGAGUCUGCCAGCAUAGCAAAUGUCACCAUGGCUGCUAGUGACUUGCCCUAUGGGCAGUUUGCAUUUCCCCAGGAAUUUCUGCAGAUAACAGAAGAUGACAAAUGGGCUAAUAUCACAGUUCUCCGUUCACAUGGAAAUUAUGGGCAUGUCCACCUCUGGUAUCGGACACUGAAUGGAACUGCAGUGGAAGGCAUGGAUUUUGCGACCAUGUUGGAAGAGCUUACAUUCAAACCAAAUGAAACUAUCAAAACUCUUUUUACUGAAAUUCUUGAUGAUGACCUUCCUGAAGGUCCUGAGGAGUUUUCAAUAGAAAUUAUCAAAGUGGAACUAGUGGGAAGUGGAUUUGAUUUUAUGAAAAAAGAAAAUGGACUUCAGAUUGACCAGCCACCUGAGAUAGGAAAUGCCUCAGUAGUGAAAAUCAUUAUAUCAAAAAGUGACAAUGCAGAAGGCAUCAUCGAAUUCGAUCCACUCUAUACAAGUCUGCAAGUGGAAGAAGAUGUUGGGAUCUUAAUGAUUCCAGUAGUGCGAAGGCGUGGAAGUUAUGGUCUUGUGACUGCUGACUUUAUAUCCAGCAGUAUUUCAGCUCUUCCUGAUGGUGUUGAUUACAGUCUUACAAAUAACUCAGUAAUUUUUCAUCAUGGUCAAAACCAGAGUUUUAUCAGUGUCUUAAUAAUAGAUGAUGAUGAAAGUGAACAAGCUGAGCAGUUUGAUAUCCAGCUAAUAGGAGCCACUGGGGGAGCAGUCCUUGGGCUCCACCUAGUGAGCCAAAUAACUAUUGCAAAGAGUGACUCUCUGCAUGGGAUUGUCCGAUUCGUAAAUCAAAGCCGAAUAAUUCUUCCCAAUCCUAACAUGUCACUGACACUGUCCUUGGUGCUGGAAAGAACUGGAGGAUUGAUAGGAGAUUCUCAGAUUAGUUGGGACAUUUUAGGACCUAAUUCAGAGACAGUAUUACUUGCUUCAAACAGUGACAUUGGGGACCCAGUGAAUGGAUCAUUCUGUUUUGAUGAAGCGGAAGGAGGUCUGAGAAGUAUCAGCCUAGAAAUUUAUCCUCAUGAAGAAGUUGAAGUUCAGGAGAUCUACAUUAUUAGGCUGAGUGUUUUGAAGGGUGAAACAGAACUAGAUCCCAAGGCGGCCAACAUUACAUUAAUAAUUCAAAAAUUUGGAGAUCCGAAUGGAAUUGUGCAGUUUGCUCCUGAAUCAUUACUCCCAAAAUACUAUGAGGAGCCAUCAUCAUCAGAUGGGCCCAUGAGUAUCAUACUUUUUGUAAAACGAAUUCAAGGCACCAUGGGAAACAUCACGGUUCACUGGGAGCUGAGUAGUGAUUCUGAUACUACAGAUGAUUUUCUUUCUAUUGGUGGCUCUACUAUAAUUCCUGAUAAGGAGAGGACAUCUGAAAUUGUUGUAGUCUUAUUGCCUGAUGAUGAUCCUGAAAUAGAUGAGCAUUUUGUGGUUCAGCUGACUUCAGUGGAAGGAGGAGCUGAUGUAGAUCAAGAAAAAAGCGCUUCUACAUUCACUGUUUGUGCAAACGAUGAUCCCCAUGGAGUAUUUGCCUUGUAUUCUGAGAAACAGUCCAUAUUGGUAGAAGAAGAUCUAAGCCGGCACAUUCAAAUUAAUAUAACUCGACAUGCUGGGACUUUUGCAGAUGUGAAUGUGGAAUAUCAAAUCUCAUCUUCCAGUCAAGAGCAACUAAUCAUUCCAGCCAACACAAUGGGGCAUUUGCUAGUUAAAGCAGGUUCCAGUUACGGAGUGAAGACAGUGCCAAUACAUCCCCAGGUAUUUCUCUUCCUGGGCUUGAAUUUUACUCUGGAAUUGAACAAUGUAAGCCUAUUCAAUGGAAGUGCCAAUAUUGUGCCUAAAAUAUUAGAGACAGCAAUGUCAGCCUCAUUUCCAGUUCCUGAAGAAGCUGCCAAUUCUCAGGUUGCCUUUGAUUCUGUUAUCUUACGACUUACAAAUGUUACAUCAGGAUCAACUCAAGCUCUGAUAACUCGGAAAGGAGUCUAUGGCUCUAUCACAGUACUUUGGAGUUCUGGAUAUCCACCUGGACUUAUUCCAGAGUUCCUUCGUCCAGGCAAUAUCACACCAGCUGCUGGUGCUGUUACUUUUUCACAUGGUGAAACAAGCAGAACAGUUUUAUUUUUCCUGAAUCCAGAUCCAAGCAGUCCUGAGGCAUUUGCUGUGCAUCUGUCAGCAGUGCAUAGCAAUGUCUCUGGUGGGGCUCAUCUGCGAUCAGACUUCACUGUUGCUGAAAUUGAGCCAAUGGGAAUAUUUCAGUUUGCCCCUAACUCAAGGCAUCUUUCAGUGAGCGAAGAUGUACAAAUUGUCCGUCUAUAUGUACAAAGACUAUUUGGGUACCAAAGCAACCUCACAAAAGUGUUCUACCAGACUACUGCAGGAAGUGCCAAACCACUAGAAGAUUUUGAACCCAUUUAUAACGGAGUGCUUGUUUUUGGACUCCUUCAGGUUGAUGCUGUGUUUGAAAUACUAAUCACUGAUGACAGCAUUUCAGAAGGAGAGGAAAUAUUUUUUGUGAACUUAACAUCUGUUGAAGCUUUAACUAUGCAGCAAUUAGAGUCAGUUUGGAAUCCACGUCUGAAUCCAGAGUUUAAUGUUGCAUCAAUUACCCUCAUGGCCAAUGAUAUCCAUCAUGGAAUCUUAAGCCUUGGACCAGCUGUGAUUUACACUGAAGAAGACACUGAUAAUGGCACACCCCACGUGGUUCUAAUUAAUAUUAGAAGGACUCAGGGAUUCAUGGGCAAUGUCUCAGUAGCUAUUAACACUUUUGGUGGAAUAAGUGCUCAAAGUGGGACACAUACGUUCCCCUUGGAAACUGUCCCUGGGAUUUCUAACUUAACCUGGGCAAUUGAAGGGGUUGAUUUUGAGGAGCAGGCUCUUCCCAUGACACUGCUGGAUGGGGAAAGAGAAAGGCAAGUGUCUAUCAGAAUUCUUGAUGAUGAUGAUCCUGAAGGACAGGAAUUUUUUGUUGUUGUCCUCUCUGAUCCUCAAGGUGGAGCUCAGAUUACAGAAGGCAAGGACGAAAACGGGUUUUCAGGUUUUGCAACCAUAAUUAUCCAAGGAAAUGAUCUUCAGAAUGGUAUUCUGGGAUUCAGUGGAGAGGCACAAAGUGGCCUCAUGCUUGAUGAAGAUUCUGAGAUGAGAGAGGUGCAGCUCAUUGUCACUCGGCAACCAAACAGAGCUUUUGAAGAUGUGGAAGUAUCUUGGCGUGUGACCUUUAAUAGAACAUAUGUUGUCCUGGAAAAGAAUGGCACAAAUCUGGCAGAUGAACUGGUGGCUGUUUUAGGAGUUACCACUUGUAGAGCUAGUCAAACAAAAUGCAUAAUUCCUAUUGAGAUAAAGCCUGAUAAUGAACCUGAAUUUGAGAUAUAUUUUUUUGUUGAGCUCUAUCGUGUGAGUGCAGGAGCAGCAUUAAACAACAGUGCCAGAUUUGCCUACAUAAUAGUUCCAGAAAGUGACUCUCCCCGGGGUCUGAUCUACUUUGCUGUGGGGUCUCGUCUGGCUGCUGCCCUUAAGAAGACCACUUUAAUUAGUCUCCAGGUGGUUCGAGAUGCUGCCACAGCAUUCACCAUCUCAGUUGGUUACAGAACUCAGGAGCUGACAAGACCUGAAACUGUUGGCCGCAUAACCAUAUCACCAGCCAUUUCAGGACAAGACUUUACCCGAGCUGAGGGAAUAUUGUCCUUUGAACCUGGACAGCGAAAUGCCAUGCUGGAUAUAACACUCACUCCAGAGACUGGAUCCUUAAACCCAUUUCCUAAACGCUUCCAAGUUGUGCUUUUUAAUCCAACUGGAGGCGCCAGAAUUGAUGACAUCUAUGGUAUUGCCAACAUCACCAUUGUCUCUGAUUCAAACUCCCAAGCAGUCUGGGGGCUAGCUGAUCAGCUGUACCAGCCACUUGAUGACACCAUUUUGAACAGAGUCCUUCAGUAUUUAAACAUCAAAGUAGUCACAGAAAGUACGGAAGAGCAGCUUGCUGCUGUAAUGCUCAUAGUAGAUAAGGUGAUAUCUGAAGGAGAAAAGCAAGCACUCACUGAUAAAAACCGAAGUCUUUUGUAUGAUAUUCUCUGUGCUCUUAUUAAUCCAAAACGCACGGAUACCCGGGGCUACAGCUUUCUUGCUGAUAUAACUGAGAAAUUUGCCUUUUCACUCUCUAUUGGAAUAAUGUGUGGAUCACAGGGGGAAAGAGGCAAAACCAUCCUUGACUAUUGCCCUUUUAUUGUAAUUAUGUCCCAUUACUGGUAUCCGCAGCAAAUCAAUGGGCAUAGGUUUGAUGGGAAAGAUGGUGAUUUUAUCAGAGCUCCCGAUCGCUUGUUGGAAGUUUCUGCAUUGUCUGAUUCUAAAGAUGAGGACUGUAGGUUUAUUCAAGUCACUGAGUAUAGCAGCCAACAGUGGUUUAUAACUGGUGAUAAAGGAACUGCCUUAAAAAAUAAGAUUUUUUCAAUGAGUUUGAAGGGUCAGAGUCCACUUCUGCUGAAGGAUAACAAUGAGGUUACCUAUCGGAUUCAUUCUAUAGAUAGCCGGAUAGUUCCUCAUAAGUCUUUGUGUCUCCUUUGGAAUCAGGCUGCUGAAAGCUGGUUGUCUGACAGUCAGUUCUGUAAACUGAUUGAUGAUUCUUCAGACUAUGUGGAAUGCUCUUGUUCUCACAUGUCUCUUUAUGCAGCCUAUGCACAGACAGAUAGCUUGUCGUCUUACAAUGAAGCUUUCUUCUCAUCUGGUUUCAUCUGCAUUUCUGGUUUCAUCUUCGCUAUUUUUUCACACCUCUUCUGUACCAGGUCUUCAAUGUUCGCAGCUAAACUCCUUACUCAUCUGAUGGUUGCCUGUUUGGGUACUCAGCUUUCAUUUCUGGCCUCAGCUUAUGUAAGUCAACAGCUCUCAGAGGAAAGCUGCUCAGCUUUGGGCUCACUCACCCACUACUUCUACCUUUGCCAGUUCAGCUGGAUGCUCAUUCAGGCUGUUAAUUUCUGGUAUGUCCUGGUGAUGAAUGACGAGCACACAGAUCGGCGCUAUCUUAUGUUUUCCCUUCUGGGUUGGGGUCUUCCAGCUUUUGUUGUGAUUCUACUUAUAAUUAUCCUGCGAGGAAUCUAUCAUCACAACCUGUCACAGAUUUAUGGCCUGGUACACAAUGAUCUGUGUUUUAUUCCAAAUAUUUAUGCAGCCCUUUUCACGGCUGCACUGGUACCACUAAUUUGCCUGGUGGUGGUAUUUGUGGUAUUCAUCCAUGCUUAUCAGGUGACAUCUCAGUGGAAAGCUUAUGAUGAUGUAUUCAGAGGAAGAACCAAUGCAGCAGAAAUCCCACUGGUGUUAUAUCUGUUUGCCCUCAUUUCCAUUACAUGGCUAUGGGGAGGACUGCACAUGGCUUACAGGCAUCUGUGGAUGUUGAUCUUCUUUGUCAUUUUCAACUGUCUGCAGGGCCUUUAUGUUUUUGUGGUAUAUUUUAUUUUACACAACCAGCUCUGCUGCCCUGUAAAAGCAACUUACACAGUUGAAAUGAAUGGCCAUACAAGUCCAGGCUCUGCAUUUUUCACUCAUGGCAGCGGCAUGCCUCCAGCAGGAGGAGAGAUCAGCAAAUCUACCCAGAACCUUAUCGCUGCUAUGGAAGAGAUGCCAGCAGACUGGGAGAGGGCAUCAUUAAGACCAGCCAGUCAGGCCAGUGCUGCCUUUAAGCAGAGCCCACAGAAUGGCAGUGCCUUUACGACUCCAGGAGGUCUCAGCAGCAGCUCCUUGAUGGCUGAUGAAGAAUCACAAGAAUUUGAUGAUCUAAUAUUUGCUUUAAAAACUGGUGCAGGCCUCACUAUCGGUGACACAGACUCCUGCCAUGGCAGCCAAGAUGGAAGCAACAUGGUGAACUCCCAGAUUGUAGAACUUAGAAGAAUACCUAUAGCAGACACUCACCUCUAGUACCUCCAUCUUUUUUAAAAAAGUUAUCCAGUCUCCAUGUUUUUAUAUCUAGUUUUCUUUUGCACUAACAACAACAACAACAACAACAACAACAAAACACUACAUACAGCUGUGUAACAGAAUGCUGUGAGCUGUAACUGGAUAAUUAACAAGAAGGAAUGUCUUUUUGUGAAUCAGGAAAAAAACCACAAAACCUGUAAAUCAUUAGAGUGGCUGAGCUGUUUGUUCAGGUUAACUUAGAUGCACAUAUUCAUCAAGUGUAGCCUUUAAAAAAAAUUAACCUGUAUAUGUAAGUCUGUUUUAAUAAAAACUGAUAGUCUGUUGAUAGAGA